Molecule: messenger RNA, 2043 nt
Organism: Owenia fusiformis
Lineage: Eukaryota; Metazoa; Annelida; Polychaeta; Sabellida; Oweniidae
Source: the annotation of a GenBank genome assembly
AUGCUUCUGUACUGCACUCAUUACACGCAUGUGAAGUAUGCCCAAAGAUCAGCAGUGGAAAGCAGAAUAUACAGGAGAUCAACCGACGAAGUGCAUGACAAAAUCGAUAUUGUGAAUGCUGAACGUGAGGAAAAAAUAGAUGAAGUCGAUCAAGAAUGUGACACAAUAGCUGAUCCAGUGGAAAGUGAGCGUACCAUACCAACUGAACGAGUAGUUGACCCCGAACACGUCGGAUAUAUUCAUCAAUUCGAUCCUGGACGUGAAGCAACAAUAUUUCAAGUUGAUCCUGAAAAUGACAAAAUAAUUGAUGCAGGUGAUCCUGAACGUGAAACAACAAUUGAUGCUGUUGAUCCCGAAUGUGGAACGGCAAUUGAUCAAGUCGAUCCUGAAGGUGUCACAACAUUUGAUGCUAUUGAUCCUGAACAUGACGUAGCAAUCAAUCCAUAUGAUCCUGAACGAGAAACAACAAUUGAUCCUGUUGAUCCUGAACGUGACGUAGCAAUUGAUCAGGUCGAUCCUGAACAUAAAACCACAGUCAAAUCAGAUGAUCCUGAACGUGAGACAACAAUUGAUCCUGUUGAUCCUGAACGUGAGGUAGCAAUUGUUCAAGUCGAUCCUGAAUGUGAAACAACAAUUGAUUCUGUUGAUCCUGAACCUGACGUUGCAAUUGAUCAAGUCGAUCCUGAACGUGACACGACAACCAAUCCAAUCAAGUCUGAACGAGAAACAACAAUUGAUUCUGUUGAUCCUGAACCUGACGUAGCAAUUGUUCAAGUCGAUCCUGAACGUGAAACAACAAUUGAUUCUGUUGAUCCUGAACGUGACGUAGCAAUUGUUCAAGUCGAUCCUGAACGUGAAACAACAAUUGAUUCUGUUGAUCCUGAACCUGACGUUGCAGUUGAUCAAGUCGAUCCUGAACGUGACACGACAACCAAUCCAAUCAAGUCUGAACGUGAAACAACAAUUGAUUCUGUUGAUCCUGAACCUGACGUUGCAAUUGAUCAAGUCGACCCUGAUCAUAAGACGACAACAAAUGCAGUUGAUCCCGAACAUGAGACAACGAUUGAUCAAGUCGAUCCUGAACGUGACAUGACAAUCAAAGCAAUCGAGCCUGAACGUGAAACAAAAAUUGAUUCUGUUGAUCCUGGACGUGAGGCGACAAUCAAUCCAGUUGAUCCCAAACAUGAGACAACAAUUGAUUCUGUUGAUUCUGGACGUGACGCAGCAAUUGAUCAAGUUGAUCCUGAACGUGAGACGACAAUCAGUCCAGUUGGUCCUGAACUUGAGCCAACACUUCAUUCUAAUACUGGUACUAUCAAGACACAGCGAAACCUUAUAACUAGUACUGAAACUCAAGAAGACCUAAACAGCUGUGGCGAUGACAUUUCUACAUACACGUGUAUGGAGAAUACGUGCCGUGGAAGAUGUGGGCAGAUGAACAAUUACACGAAUGCCUUGUGGCUCUGCUCUUGUGAUGCGGCGUGUCACAUCUAUGGGGAUUGCUGCAAGGACUUUAACGAUGUUUGCGACAACCGUACACAUAACACUGAGAUCAAGGAAUCAUUCGUUUGCAGAAAUAUAGGAGCCGGUCGAUACAUAUACAUGAAGCAAUCCUGUAGUCCCGACUACAAGGGUGUGGAUGUCAUUCGGAAAUGUUACGGGGAGAGUGGUGUAGAGGGUGUCGUACCAGUGACUGACGAAUUGACAAACACUGUCUAUGUCAACUAUUUUUGCGCUAUGUGUAAUUUGGUCAAUGAAACCAUUGUUCCUUGGGAAAUAUCAAUCCAUUGUCAAAUCAAGUAUCCCCCACAAUUUCCCGUAUCAGUCAGCGCUUUUUUAAUCGACUUGGUAAAUAGGGCUGAGAAAUCAGGAAGAAUGUGUUCGAUUUCCAAAGUUCCAAAGGUAGAAGGUUUAAAUAUGCGACGGCCCUGUAUUUCUAUUUCACCAACUCAAUGUAGCAAGAGAUGCAAAGACGAGCGUAUUUUGGAAGCCUGUAGAAAUGGAGUUCGAGAUCCACACUUUUCAAAAUUGGAGGUGGUCUGA